This is a messenger RNA of Rhodamnia argentea, 815 nucleotides long. Its product is annotated as GSH-induced LITAF domain protein. Gene Ontology annotation, molecular function: zinc ion binding. The record is from RefSeq and is a predicted model, not a curated record. Lineage: Eukaryota; Viridiplantae; Streptophyta; Magnoliopsida; Myrtales; Myrtaceae. Bases 194 to 598 code for a protein of 134 amino acids. The transcript has 3 exons.
CAAUCACCGUCAAAAUCCAUCGCGGAUCAAGUCUUCGGGGCAAUUCGACCAUAAAGAAUCGAACUCUUGGUGGCUAGGAAGAAGAGUCGAAUCGAAGAGAUCGGAGAGAAGAAUACCCAACAGCUCGCCAUUUCCGUCUUCGAUCGGAGAAUAAGUUCUCUUCAGUUGGAUCGCCGCAUCGCCGACAAUUGCGAUGGAGAAGAAGGAUGAGCCGGUCAUCGGAGUCCCGUACUAUGUGGCAGAGAACCCCUACCAGGCCGGGGCGAUACCCCCGCACGCCAUCUUCGGCGAUCCGAAGGGGAUUCCGCUCCAGCAGACGAUCUACCGGGACACUCCCGCUCCCUUCAGCUGCGUCUACUGUGGCGAUUCCGGGGUCACCACCGUCAAAUCAAAGCCUAGUCUGGCAGCCGUUGUUGGUUGCAUGAUGCCGAUGAUGCUCGGAAUUUGCUUUCUUUGUCCUUCAAUGGACUGCCUCUGGCAUAAAUAUCACUACUGCCCAAACUGCAAACAAAAGGUUGCUGAUUUCAAAAAGGCAGACGCUUGUGCUGUGAUGGAUCCUCCACACUGGAAUCAAGAGAGCUUUGCAUUGCCAGCAUGAUAUGCCGCAUCAUAGAUAUACCUUCUGCCAAUACAUACCUGUUCAUGUCUCUUGUGGUUCCUUUUUCGGAGUAUGUUCUGUAUAUGCUUCUGCUACAUGUAUUUUAUGGAAAUACCUGUGGAUACGUACUCGCAUAUAUGGUUCUGCAUAAAUGUCCAUUUCUUGUGAAGGUAAAGACUCGAUGUUUUGUUAAUAUACCGGGUUGAAAUUCGCGAAU